Messenger RNA from Monascus purpureus, 355 nucleotides. Lineage: Eukaryota; Fungi; Ascomycota; Eurotiomycetes; Eurotiales; Aspergillaceae. The record is from the annotation of a GenBank genome assembly.
ACUGAUUUUACCAUCCUUGUAUGUAGCUCUGUCGACGACUACGCGCACGACCACCGCCACAACGGACGUGCGAGACGCGCUGUACGAAGGUAAUACUGGUGCCCUUCAUCAGGAUGACAUGGAUUCAUUGCACAGCCUCUUCUCUGGAUCUGACGCAGAAGACUCCAAUGACUCCAACGAUGACAUUCCAAGCUUGACAGAACAAGCAGCCCAGCCCAGAAAUGCUACUCCCCAUGCUAAUUGUUGGGAUGAAAUUCCCGACUUCUUGCAUCCCAAUCAAAUACAAGACAUGUGUGAUCCUACAAUGCCUGUGGAUGUGCAUAACCCUCAGGGCCAACAGCACGUCAGUGAGUAA